This is a messenger RNA of Lottia gigantea (owl limpet), 480 nucleotides long. RefSeq lists its product as hypothetical. The record is from RefSeq and is a predicted model, not a curated record. NCBI's taxonomy places the organism in Eukaryota, Metazoa, Mollusca, Gastropoda, Lottiidae. The coding region runs from base 1 to 480 and encodes 159 amino acids. The transcript is spliced from 4 exons.
AUGGCACCAAAUAUACAAAGUGUUUUGAAUUUGCUUGUAUUGCUUGUGAUUAUCAGUAAAGUAUCAGCAAAUACACCGAAUGGUUCAAAUCUGGCACUUGGUAAAACAGCAAUUCAAAGCAGUAAUUAUUUAGAGUAUACAGCUGGAAAGGCCGUCGAUGGAAACACUUCUGGGUACUUUCAGGAAGAUUCUUGUUCCCAUACAUACCAAUAUUCAAGGAAUGUAUCUGAAUGGUGGGAGGUAGAUUUAGGUUCCGUGUAUGAUAUUACUGAUAUUAUAAUAUACAACAGAAUUGACUGCUGUGAAUUGACUUUUGUGGUAAGUGAUUUUAUAAAUAUAAUAAUAGGAACAGCAGAAUUGACUAUUUGGAAUUCCUCUUCUGUGAAGUCAGGACCUUGUCAUAUUAUGGUUAAUGUAUUGAAAUAUGGCCAUAUACUGAAUAUAUAUAUUUAUACAAUAACCAAGUGCAAUCCAAGUUAA